CAGUUGGCCGAGUUUCUGAAAAGGCCGCAUUGCCCCAAAGGAGAGAUUUCUGGUAGAAGCCUGAAGGUCUGAUCCAGGAAAAACAGUCGGGUAUAGCCAAUGAAUUAAGAACGAAGGUUUCCACUCAGUCCCUGCUAUGUGGAUAUUUGUUAGCAAUGACUGAUGUGGAAACUACAUAUGCAGAUUUUAUUGCAUCGGGAAGAACGGGUAGAAGAAAUGCAAUACAUGACAUCCUGGUUUCCUCUGCGAGUGGCAACAGCAAUGAAUUAGCCCUGAAAUUAGCAGGUCUUGAUAUCAACAAGACAGAGGGUGAAGAAGAUGCACAGCGAAAUUCGACGGAACAAAGCGGAGAAGCUCAGGGGGAAGCAGCGAAAUCCGACAGCUAACACCCCGUUCUGAUCUUCAUCAGCACCUGACGAUGUCUCACACCUCCAGGCCUGGCCGGAACGCACUGGUCUCCAGGAGCGAGAAGGGGAAAAAGAAAAUGGCCGUGUCGCAUCGCAGGAGCCUGCUCACUGUCGUGUUAAAAGUGGGGGCAGAGGCUGUGGCUGCAGGCAGACUUUUCUCUACCUCUGUCAUUAGCAAUGGCUGAAAUCAUGUGGCCUGUGCUCGGAUGUCAUUUUUGUAUGGAUCCUUUCACUUGACCAUAUGAUGAAAUGCUUGUAGAGAGUAGCACUGACCUAGGUGAUGAUUCUUCCUGUAGCAUCUGGCCCCUCACGAUGUCAGAGGAUUUAAUUGUGUCUAAUUGCAAAGGGUUGGUUGAACCCCGGAGUUUAAAGAACUCUGGCCCAAGUAUUCACCCAGUAAGAGAACCAUCCAGAAAGCACUGUUUUUAGCAUUAUGUAUCUGUGUGUUCCUGCUGUGUGAUUUACACUGUUUUGUAUUGUACAGUAUAGGCGCUCAGCACUGCCCCUUCUGAUUGCUCAUGAAAAACAAAAUUAAUGUACAUUACUGUGAAUUUUUAUACCACUCAUUUUUAAAAGGGCUGCCUUUUUUUCUUCUCCAUAGUGUGGUGGUGUACACAGGAUAGAACACCUUUUUUUUUUUUUUUAACUUAAUCUUUCCCCUCCAUUCACUGCUGAUGAAUUGAUUAAGCCUGAGAGAUUCGUCGAGUCUCCUUUGCUUUUAUUAUACAGGCCUUUGAAAAUAUCCGUUAAUGUGAAUAUUACCCGAAUUCAGUGUGUCUGCCGUCUGCACAGACCAGAAUUCAACCUACAAAUUUUACUUUAUUCCCAAGGGGAGAACUUUUCCCAACUAAUAUUUUGCUUUUUAAUUGUGAGGAUCUGAGAGAAUGGGAAAGGUGGGAAAGAGAAGCCGAGAUGACACUAACAACCAGAAACGUUUUGUUCUUUUGGAAUCAAAUUUCCCACAAUGCCGUAUGCUACUAUUUACAUGUUGAGGACAGCGGGUCUCCAGGGCGCUGAGAAAGAUGGAGAAAUGGAUCUCCUUGCCAUCAUGUGGACACCAAUCACAAAAGUGAAGCCCUCGUGUUGUGUUUUUCAUGUCUUUUUUCAGCCCGAUCAGAUUCAAAUGUUAUGAUACACUUUUUAAUGUUUGUAAACUUUUACUAAUAAUUAGUGUGAACUGCAUUCGGAUACAGUAAUGAUCCUCAUUAGAAGCUAACAAAACCCGCAGUAAUGCUGCGGGCGGCCUCAGCUGUGUUUUGGCAUCGUGGUUCUUAUCUGGAAAGUUUCUGUGAGCUGUGUGAUAACCUUGGGUCGGUAUUAUGAACGCAGUUAUCAGUGGUAAUAAAUCAGGAACCAGUACCAGGCCGACGGCUCAUGAAUUACUGGACAAAUAGCAGACAGCGGGAAGACCUGUUACCAUAAAGAGCCCACUUAACUCCUCCAGGGCUCAGGUACAGACCCAUGUGAACUAGGUUAAUCAGCAUCUCAGCAGGUGACCGAUCUGGACCUACCAGCAACCCAGGCCUCCUUGGUACUUGCGUACAGGGUGAAGGUAAGUCUGCCCUCAUCUCCCUUCACACUACUUUUUGGAUGAGCGGGAUGAGGGCAUGGACACCAUCUGGUCCUCAGUCACUUAUAACUAGGAAAAAAUGUGAAUAGUGUGAGUCUCUCAAAAAAUAGAAAGAGGAAAAAUUAAGUCCUAGAGCGCUUCCUUCUAGCUAAACCGUUAGGGUCCAAAACAUCCAGUUAAAAUUCGAUAGACUUACGAGUGGGGAAAGCGGUUCCCAAGGCUGUUGUAGACAAUCUCUGCUAGUCCACUUAAAACGUCUCGCUCAUAAAAUCGCCUUUUCAAUCCUCGUUUACUAUCCUCAUAGCUUUCUUGUGAAUCUAGCUUAAGUCCCCUUCGUCCUUAGAAUUGUGGAAUUCCAAACUGAUCUCACGUGGUUUUGUGAAGUUUAGGACUAGUGCUGAGUAUAUGUGGAGGGUUUAUAUUCCUAUGUGAUAUACUGUGAUUAAUGCAUGUGACGUCAUGCUUGUCUCCGAAUAUAUAAAUAGUGCUAAACUGCGAA
Messenger RNA from Pteropus alecto (black flying fox), 2476 nucleotides. RefSeq names its product cAMP-dependent protein kinase inhibitor alpha (gene PKIA). Gene Ontology annotation, biological process: negative regulation of cAMP-dependent protein kinase activity. Bases 156 to 386 code for a protein of 76 amino acids. The transcript is spliced from 3 exons. The record is from RefSeq and is a predicted model, not a curated record. Gene Ontology annotation, cellular component: nucleus; cytoplasm. Lineage: Eukaryota; Metazoa; Chordata; Mammalia; Chiroptera; Pteropodidae. Gene Ontology annotation, molecular function: cAMP-dependent protein kinase inhibitor activity.